Gymnogyps californianus (California condor) is the source of this 5964-nucleotide messenger RNA. It is a transcript of the gene FAM168B, whose product is annotated as family with sequence similarity 168 member B. NCBI's taxonomy places the organism in Eukaryota, Metazoa, Chordata, Aves, Accipitriformes, Cathartidae. The transcript is spliced from 7 exons. The record is from RefSeq and is a predicted model, not a curated record. Bases 186 to 773 code for a protein of 195 amino acids.
ACCACCCCGCGCAGGCAGCGCCCGCUCGGCUCUGCCCGCCGCCCCGCCCCGCCACCGCCUCCCGCACCCGCGUACGGACGGACGCACGCACGCACAGACACACACACACACACACACACACGCAGCGAGACAGCCAGCGACGGCCGGGCCGCCACCACGAAGCGCCGCAGCCCGUUACUGAAAUCAUGAAUCCUGUGUAUAGCCCUGGAUCUUCUGGGGUUCCCUAUGCAAAUGCCAAAGGAAUUGGUUAUCCAGCUGGCUUCCCAAUGGGCUAUGCAGCGGCUGCUCCUGCCUAUUCCCCUAAUAUGUAUCCUGGAGCAAAUCCUACCUUCCAAACAGGUUAUACACCAGGCACCCCAUAUAAAGUAUCUUGUUCACCCACUAGUGGAGCAGUGCCACCAUAUUCUUCGUCACCGAAUCCCUAUCAGACUGCUGUGUACCCAGUUCGAAGUGCCUAUCCACAGCAGAAUCCAUAUGCACAGCAAGGCACUUAUUACACACAGCCUUUAUAUGCAGCACCACCCCACGUAAUUCACCACACCACGGUUGUGCAGCCUAAUGGCAUGCCGGCAACUAUGUAUCCUGCUCCGAUUCCGCCACCAAGAGGAAAUGGUGUGACUAUGGGGAUGGUGGCUGGGACUACUAUGGCAAUGUCAGCAGGUACUUUGUUGACAACUCAUUCCCCAACUCCAGUAGCCCCUCAUCCAGUUACUAUGCCCACAUAUCGGGCUCCAGGAACACCAACCUAUAGUUAUGUGCCCCCACAGUGGUGAUCAUCCUGGCAGUCAGUGUUUGAAGAUGGGAGAUAUGCAAUCAAGAAAUUGAGGUUUAAAAGUUGGUGCUGAAGCCCUCAUGCCUCCAACCAGGACUUUUCUUCUGAAUGCUUUCAACACUUGGCUAAACACUACUAAUUCCUGAUCACUGAAGAUUUUCCAGUGCUGCAUAUCUUACAUCUUGGAACUCCAGCAGUUAGUCUUAAAGCAAAUCCUGUUUUGUGGACUGUCUUGCAAUUUUUUAGCUAAUUAUAAUGAUAAAAAGGGAGUAUAAAUUUAUUCUGAUCCAUAUCUAGUUGAAUGCAUGUUAAAACACAAAAACAAAGCUUGCUCAAUCUACCUGCAGUGACUGAUGCAAAAACCAUCAUAUGCAAAUCCAAAGGAACCGAAAAGUAUUUUACAACUUGUAUCACUAAUGCACUGUUGUAAUGUAUGCAGGGUCUUAAAAGGUAGAAUCAUGGAAGUGAGUUUCUUUACAGAAUACCAUAAUAUACAUUAGGUAAGUGCUUCAGCCUUUUUCAGGUUGAUGGAGUUGCCAGUUUAAAAGGGGCGUAUUUUUAUUUAAGUGAUGUAUUCUUUUCAAAUUAACUACUAAAUUGGAGUGACUGGAAAAUGAGUCAGACAAGCUGUAGAAAUCCCGCACACAAUUAUUUACUUCAUACCUUUUCAUUUUCAUUAUAUGGAUUCAGUGUUAUGCAGAUGUUCUUAAGGAUCAGAAUGAAAUGACAAAGGUAAUGCUGUGUGUGCCAGUAAAUAAAGCAAACUUCCUUGAGGCAAAACUGGCUCUUAGGAAUAGUAGGAGGUGACAUCACCUGCAUAAUGAAUUGCAUGUCCUGGGGAGAUAUAUAUCCAGUACUAUCUUUCAUAUGAUGCAAAAUGUGUCAAAGUGAGACUGCCACACAGACUGAUAGAAAAACACUUUCUUUUAGUUCUCAGUUCAGGAAAUCCGUGCUGUUUUUCCUAAAGAAUGUUGUAGUCAGUUGAAAAUGUAUGUGCAGUUGAUCCAGCUUGCUUUCCUGAAACUUAAGAAAUGCUAGGGCUUUCUACAACAAACAGGAGGAGUUCAGCUGCAUGUUAUUCUGAGGAAAGCUUGUGUGCCUGAUGAGUAUGUUAAAGGGGAACAAAUCAUUUUAACACAAUUUCCUUAUUAGCUACUUGCAGUAUGGACUAUGGAUAUGCUGUAGUAGGGCUGCCAGAAUAUAGAGGUUUCAAAUAGCUGUUCUUUUUUUUUUUUCUUCCCUGAAAAUAUUUGUAAUUGAAGUAGGAGCCAUUUGUUGGUUACAGCAUUUUGAUGUGUUUUCUUAGUAUUUUCUUUUUUUACUCCUAAAUUGCACUUGGAAGCACGUAAAAUAAGACUUGACUGCAGAUUAGCAUUUCAUUGCAAUGAGUAAUUUCUGAUAUUCUUUCUUGCAACUUCAAUUUUUAAAAAGUACCUCAAAGCAAAUGCUGUGGGGAUAAAGGGCUAGCCUUAGAACCCAUUUGUAUACUAAAAUUGUUACGGGGGAGAUUUUAAACUUUUAAAUUUGAAUAUUGCACAUAAAAUCAAGGUUUUUCUUAAACCUGCUUGACUUACAGUUCCAGAAAGAUGCGAUUUUCUUCUUUGGAUACAUUCUGCCUGCAAUAAAUUAUGCAGUAAAUGGUUAUAAAAUGUUGUUCCCUUUUAAGUGUUUACACAGAGGUAUAUCAGGCUGUAUUGUUCUUGUAGUUUAACUUCCAUUCAGAAGUAAAUUUUUUUAAGUUGUAUAUCUAGUUACGCUUUGUUUUGGGGUGUUCUGCUCCUAUACAGAUUUGGCAGCUACUUCAGGGUAGCAUCAGUGCUGACUUAAUGCUGCCAUUCCAGUACUCUGCCCUGGUGGGAGGCUUACGUACCCUCAUAACCUGUUGGUGGUUAGAGCCUUCAGUAACUUUAUUUUUUACAGUAAGCACUCUCCAUAUUUUGUACUUACUUUUUUUUUGUUUUUUUGUUUAAUAAAGUUUAGGUUUAUUUUGCAUGAAUCACUGUCAGUGGACGGCCCCCUUAUUUCUAAUGCCUGGAACAUAACUAUGUUGUUGGAAUAAGUACUUUAAACCUUACUCAUGAGCACUUACUGCAGCUUAGGGAUUUCCAUGUGUUUUUAUAUGGAGCAGAAAAUUACCCCAGACAAACUUAGUUGAAUCUAUACUGCUUUGUUCAAGUCUGUUUAACAAUUCCAUUUGUGUAGUAGAUUUGCAGCUUUGAUUAGUCAGGUGUGCCAGAGAGUACAGUGAACAUUAAUACAGGCCAUUUGUCCGUUUUAGCUAGUAGAGAGUGACAUUUUGUUGUCUUAGCAUGAUUUUAACAAAGACCUAAGGUAUGAAACAGUGCUAUAUUGGGGAGAAGCUACAAAGAACAAGCUCAAAGCUUUGCUGUCUCCUGUCUCGUCACCCAAUAAACUAAAGCUUUGAAAAUCAUAGGAGAGAACUUUCAUGAAUGCUGCAAUAGAUAAAUAUUUAAGGAAUGAAUAUAACUUUCUAUAUAUUUGCUCUAACUUCAGAUUCCUAAAUGUCAUCUUGGAAUUGGUCUCUGUAUAAUAUUCCAUAAUAUUUAGGCAGUCUCACUUACUUGAGCACUUUUUUUUUCCUAAGUUGCAUUAUGGGAUUCAUCCACGAGGGGGAAACUGUACCUUUUUUAAAAGGUACUACACCUUCCAGUUGUGGUCGAUUAUAAUCUACUGGGAGGGUGGAGCAUGUCUCCAGUAGUUGAUAUGGAAAGUAACCAAAAGCACAGUGCAGGGGGAUGGGGGGAAUAUGUGUGUAUAUAUAACUAUCUUAAUGGUAUUUUGUUGCAAAUAGUAGAAAGCAUGGAUAUAGAACUGCGGCGGGGGAAACUGUACAUCAUUAAAUAGACGUUUACACAGUGAGGGUCUUAUGAAACAUUCUCUCCUGCUUUUUAUAUAACAUUCCCUAUUUAGAAUUCCUUUAUAAAUAAAUACGCAGUAUGUGUUUGCACGAGAGCUCCUCAGCAAAUGAAAAGAGCUAGUGCAGUAGAGACAUUUCAGAUCAAGCUUCUCUUUAAAAAAAAAAAACAAAAAAACAAAAAAAAAACCCAACACUUUUAUGGCAGCUUUAUAUGAUUAAAAAAAGUACUACUUUAAACCUGGAACUGAAAAUAACUGUUGCAGCAAUAACAAAGAGAAGCCCAAGGAAGAUUUUUUUUUUUAAUUCAAAUUUCAGGUGUUGAGUUUAGAUAAAGUAUUUUUUAAGAACUGAGGUAUUCCCUAUGUCAGUAAAAACUGAUGAAAAUGUCUUUUAAAUGUAGCAGCAGCAAAAGAAAAAUGGCUAAUAAUUGGCACCAAAAACGUGUAGCCCUAGUCAGUGGUGUGGUGGUUAUUAAUGAAACACUAGGAAGGAAAACAGAGAACCUGCUGCUAGAUCUUGCUUAUGCUUGUUGUAACUAUCUCCUGUUUGAAGUUUCUAGGAGACAUGCAGGAAUGCUGUUCAAGAAAGCUUCUUUUUGAGUGUACUAUGCAAGUUAAAUGCUUAGAUGCAGUGGUAGAUGAAAAAAAUCCUUUAUUUUAGUUGAAGUCCUUCCUUGUAUUGCUUCAUCCACUGAAGAAAACCCAAACCACCACCACCACCCGUAAGUACCACCAUGUCUUAGUGUUGUCUGAGAAUAGUUCGUGGUACAGAGUUGUAUACCAGGGUACUUAACAUUGACUGCUCUUCAUGGAGCAUUCCGGCUUCACUGCUGCUUGGGUAGUAAGGCCACUUAAGGUAUCUGAGCAAGAGAUGGUCAGAAUUGACUUGGAAUCACUCCCCAGUACUUAAGCACAGUAUUAUACACCAUUCGUUUGGGUUUAGAAUGUACUUUUGCUUGAAUAGGUAAGCACAGCGAUCCGAUACCACCACUGAACUCUAGGCUUAAACUCAUACCAGAGAGUAGUAAAUACCAUGUAUGUGAAACCUCCCAUCUUAGGAACAUGAACAAUAGUGAUGCUUCAGCUGGAACUUGGAGGAAAGAGGACAGAUGCUGUGGUUGUUGAAUGGUAAUUUGCAGAUGCCCAGGAUGUGGUUUGUGCAGUAGUCAGUAGGAAAUGGGCAUGCUCCAUCUCCAGCCUUCUCCAGCAGGUGUCACUGGCCGACCUUGGUAUGUGCAGAGGGUCACAAGCAAUCCAUUAAUGCUCAUGUCAAAGAGUUGGUGAACACCUGUUCAAAAGACAUAAACAUUUAAGCUCGUUCAGAUUGUUCUCAUUAAUAAGUGUCAGCUUUCUAAUCCUGUAUCUUAUCAACUCUAAGCUUCCUGCAGAGACCCUCAGAUUUGAUGAGGUAGAAUGCCAAUUAACAGGAACAACUGCAGCAAAGUUAGGAUAGUUUUGUGCAUCAAGCCUCGCCAAGAAUCAAGUUCAUUCUGAGAUCUCCUCUGAAGUAGAGAGGACUCUUUCAGCAGGCUGUGUACACCUCUGUUUGAGGGGGUGUUCAGAGAAAAUAAGGUGUGUUUUGUAGACAGAAGAGAGGGAAGAGGAACAGUGCUUAUCUGGGGACAAGGAAACCUUUUCAUGUGUGGGUUGAAAAUAACACUGAAACAUCUGAAUUCCACAGGUAGUAAGGGUCCAUUUGUGAUUUUAAAAAAUAUUCUGAACAAUUUAUGGGCUCUGAAGUUUCAACAUCAAGAAAGUGAACAUGACUUCUCUAAACUGUUGUGACUUUUGGGCACUUAGCAGGCAAACUGGGAAAGCUUUUUUAGCUGGCUGCUGUACAGACUUGUUUUAAGUAGAAUGGAUUUGUUAGUGGUUUUUUUUAUUGUAAUGCUAUUAUUGGCUGUCCUCCUGUCUAAGAUUUGAAAAAGUGAGUGCAUGCAAUGGAAGUACAAGAGGCCCCAGUAAUAGUUCUCCAUGUUUGUUAUGAAAUAGACACAGGUUUCCUUUUUAUGACUUUUUUUAAAACUGUCUUACGAACAGUUGUAUUGGUACUUUUUUUAAGUUUAGGUCAAUGUUGUCUUCCAGAAUAAGUUUUAAGGCAUCACUCACUCCUGCAUUGAACUAUCGCAUCAACACAAAGAGUGGAGAUUCCAUUCUGAGCCAGUUCAAUUGUGAAAAUUCAUACUUUUUUAUUUUUUAUGCAAUUCAAUGAGUAGAUGAGCUCAGAUUUAAAUUCUUAAAAGCACGUUUAUUGUAACAAGAAUUGUUAUGUAUUAAUACUUCAGUUUUCAAUAAAGAUUGACUUGUGUUGCUUA